AUGAUCAAGCAAUGGGGAAAUGACCCAGCCAACCCACAGACUGCAGAGCUUUCAGACUGGCUCAUUGGAGAGGGUAUCUGGGCGAAAGGUGUGAACGGCAGAGCUUUACGAGAUAUGAAAGCACCGGGUACUGCUUAUAACGAUGAAAGAGUUGGAUCAGACCGCCAACCAGGUCACUGGAAGAAUUUCCAGAAACUUCCGCUUUCUGAAGAUAAGGGCGGUGUUCAUAUCAAUUCCGGCAUCCCUAAUCAUGCGUUCUACUUAGCUUCUACAUUGAUUGGUGGUUACUCUUGGCAAACUGCCGGGCCCAUCUGGUACAAGGCUCUAACUUCUGGCAAGCUCAGGCAGAACGCUUCGUUUAAAGAAUUUGCUGAGCUUACGAUUUUGAAUGCUGAUGACCAUGAAGAUAAAAUCAAAGAGGCUUGGAAGCGGGUGGGAUAUCCAUUCGGUGAAGCCAGAGAUGAACUGUGA
Molecule: messenger RNA, 471 nt
Organism: Penicillium cataractarum
Lineage: Eukaryota; Fungi; Ascomycota; Eurotiomycetes; Eurotiales; Aspergillaceae
Exons: 1
Coding region: 1-471 (156 amino acids)
Molecular function (GO): metalloendopeptidase activity
Source: RefSeq, a predicted model, not a curated record